Molecule: messenger RNA, 1966 nt
Organism: Leptidea sinapis
Lineage: Eukaryota; Metazoa; Arthropoda; Insecta; Lepidoptera; Pieridae
Product: zinc finger protein 354B-like
Exons: 5
Coding region: 266-1543 (425 amino acids)
Biological process (GO): neuron differentiation; regulation of cell cycle process; negative regulation of transcription by RNA polymerase II
Cellular component (GO): nucleus; transcription repressor complex
Molecular function (GO): RNA polymerase II cis-regulatory region sequence-specific DNA binding; DNA-binding transcription repressor activity, RNA polymerase II-specific
Source: RefSeq, a predicted model, not a curated record
UCCCGAAGGCGGUCGUCGCGCACCCCUAACUAACAUCGACAAACUUUUCAAACUCAACUUUCACCGUAACCGAGUUUCAUUGAAUUCAACUCUGUGGCUUCGCGAAGCUUCUAGUAUUUUUGAGAAGUAGUUUCUUCGAGCUGGACGUCACCGGGGGUGCCGGCUUAGUCAGCUGAGGACCACUAAAAGAGUUCGAUGAUCACUAAAUAAGACAAUUUCCAAAAGGAAAAUAUGGCUUCGUUUUGGCGCUGAAUAAAUCGUGAGCAUGGAAGCAGCUUUGCCACAUUUUCAUCGCCUAGCUUCAUCAAGAUUCUACCAUCAGUAUGCAGCUCCUCAAGUCCGAGUCACCAGCAACUAUUUACAUGAUCUCAUUCCCCCUCAGCAUCCUACACUACUCCAACAAUAUCUAGCUUACUACCAUGAACCUUCCGUUCCUCUCGACCUCUCUGUCAAACAAACAUCGCCUAUUACUCCUCCGUGCACACCUCCACCUAGCCAGAAAAGAAAGACUUCAGAUAAUAGUAAAACAGAAAAACCUCCAAAGAUAUUUCGACAUUUCGAAGAUGACGAGACAAAAGAUGACUUAACAAAUAAUAUACUCAAAAGGAAAUCUGACGAUGAAAGUUCAAACGACAGCGACAGUCCAGAGGCUAAGAAAAUAAAAUUUACGAAAAAGUUUUUUGAUGAACUUCGAACAUGUCUUCCAAAUGAUGGUGAAAAUUCGAAGAGUGAGAGAAGUUCACCAGAAAUUGUGGAGAUAAAAGAUGUUGAAGAGCGUCCUAAAAAGCUAUUGAAACCUCAGCAUCCCUUGAAAAAAAGUAAAGCUGUAAGACGCCUGACUUUCGAUGAAGACAAAACUUCACCAGUCUCUGGCACUAUAAUUCGAGAUUUGGCUGAAGAUGAAACAUUAGUUGUGCGAAAGGGAGAUAUUGACCCCGCUUUCAAUGUCGUAGAAGUAACUGAAGAAGCUAAAGCGCUGAUUGCUAGUAUAGAAAAUCGUCUCGGACGAUAUAUAUGUCGUUUGUGCAGGCGCUUAUAUAAUGACGCAUUUGCCCUAGCGCAGCAUAGAUGUUCCAGAAUUGUCCACAUUGAGUAUCGCUGCCCGGAAUGUGAUAAGGUUUUCAACUGCCCAGCUAAUCUGGCCUCUCAUCGACGAUGGCACAAGCCCCGGGUGCCUGGACCUGCUAAACGACGAGAACCGACCACAUCAGAAACUGGACGGUUUUCCUGCGAAAGAUGUGGAAAGCUAUUCCGGAGGCAGGCGUAUCUUCGAAAACAUCUUCUAGCUCAUGAACAGCCGGAAAGUGAAGCUGAUAAGGAACCUUCAGCAUUUCGCCAAGUCCACGUGGAUUAUGCUACAUACCAACCGGAUUCGAUCUGUGAUAACAAGUUCAAUAACUUCUGGAACAAAAUACCUGCGCCUCAACAAGAGGCGAGUUGGGAUGACAUGCCUGCUCGAUGUGCUUCACACUGCAGUUCAGAAGAUUCUAGAAGUUUAGACGUGACGGGCUCCGAGGACGAGGGCGGCGCCGGGGACGGCUGACGUCACAUCCUGCGGCCAGUGCCGCGCUUUCCAUAUAGCAUGCAAUCUAUGUAUCCAUAUUCCAGACCGUAUGGACAUGAUACUUCAUUUUAUUACUCGUAAUUCAUCGAAAUCUAGUUCUGUGUUCGUGUGUGUAAUAGUUUUAAGUACGUAUGUAUAUAUAUUAUGUUACGUCUUACCGAAAUAGUAUUAAAAUAUGUAAAUAUGAUCUCCUACAGCACCAUUCCAAAUUUGAAAUGUGGUUAUGUCUAACAUAAUAAUGCCACUUUUGUAUGUAUUAUUUAUUAAUUAAUUUUAAUCACUCAAUUUAGAAGUUAUUGAAUAGUUGGCUUGCAAACUUAAGGUACAAAGAUUAUUUCGACUUUCGUCGUGUGAAUAAACUUACUCAUCGGGUAGUAUUAAGAAAAAAGCUUAAAUUAUAAU